Messenger RNA from Diorhabda sublineata, 4346 nucleotides. RefSeq names its product phenoloxidase-activating factor 3-like. Gene Ontology annotation, biological process: proteolysis. NCBI's taxonomy places the organism in Eukaryota, Metazoa, Arthropoda, Insecta, Coleoptera, Chrysomelidae. The coding region runs from base 402 to 1565 and encodes 387 amino acids. The record is from RefSeq and is a predicted model, not a curated record. Gene Ontology annotation, molecular function: serine-type endopeptidase activity. The transcript has 6 exons.
UUCGAAAACACAAAGCGCGGCAUUCCCACCCUUUGAUCCCGAUAAUCAAAUGACAGAUUAUCUACCUAACCCUGAUUAAUAAUUACUGAAAUGUAAGAAAUAGACCAAAAAACUUUUUUAAAAUGUCACAACGUACGAUUCCUUCGAGUAAAAGUAAAUUAUCAUUCACUAAUAAUCGACAAUUUCAUUAUUGAAUGUUAAUUAUAAUUGUACCAGUUUUGCAUGGACUUUGUAACAAAUUAUUCUGUGACUGAGUAUUUAUCAAUAAUAAACUAUUCGAGGGAUACAAAUAUUAUUUUAAGAAAUCUCACAAGUAAUUUUUUAAAACCAAUUUUUGAUAUCCUUUCGACUUUUAAAGUCAAGUAGAAGUAGUUAAUUAUUGAAAAACUUGUUUAUUUACUAUGGAAGUAAUUUAUAAUUUGUUUUUGUGCAUAAUUUUCGUAAAAAUAUCCGAAGAGAAGUUGCUCGUGAGUUAUGGAACGUUUAUUUGUACGCCAUCAAAAGACGAAGUCUGCAUAGCAAUAAGACAAUGUCCUUAUUUCAACGACCUUCUUAAUAACAGUCCGAUUCCACGUCCUCGAAAUGUAAUAGCACAAAUAAGAGAUCGUCAGUGUGGAUUUAAAAAUAAAAUUCCUUUCGUUUGUUGCGAAAAAUCUACUAAAACUCCCGAAGAGGAUACAAUAAAGACAAAGUUAAUAUCAACUGCUAACCGAAAUGCAUUCACCGAUCCAAUCACUAAUCAUCCAAACUAUCACUUAUUACCCAAAGAUACAUGUGGAACUAUAAGUACAGAUUCCAGGAUUACUAAUGGGCAUACUGCUGGAGUUAUUGAAUAUCCAUGGAUGGCUCUAAUUUUUUAUAAUAGUUCAGUUUUUAUUCCAGAAGGUGUAAUAGAUUUUAGAUGUGGUGGCACGGUAAUCAAUGACAGAUAUGUACUCACUGCAGCACAUUGCAUAAUCAAUUCAUCAAUUGUUGGAGUGCGAUUGGGUGAAUAUAAUGUAAAAUCGCAAGUGGAUUGUGAUGAAAUCACUGGAUAUUGUUCUCCCCCAAUACAAGACUUCUUAAUCGAAAAAAUAAUUGUUCAUCCUGAAUACAAUACUAAAACUUUUUCCAAUGAUAUCGCUUUAAUAAAACUCAAAGGACCUAUUACAUUUAACAAUGAAAAUAUUCAGCCCAUUUGUUUACCAAUAGAAACACCAUUAUCCCUGCGGUCAGGGAUUGUAUCUGGAUGGGGAGUUACUGAGGACGGAUACAAAACUGAAGUAUUGAUGAAAGUCCGUAUACCAAUAUUACCACUUUCACACUGUAACCGACUUUUCCAAAAGUCAGCUUCGCUUUCGAACAACCAAAUUUGCGCUGGAGGACGUAAAGGAAGAGAUUCAUGCGGAGGUGACAGUGGAGGACCUUUGCAAGAAGUGGGAGAUGUGAAUGGUGUUAUACGAAUUAUGCAAUACGGGAUUGUGUCAUUUGGACCUAAAAAUUGUGGAACUGAAGGUAUACCAGGUGUUUAUACGAAGGUAUCCAGUUAUAUGGAAUGGAUAUUGGACAACUUGGAAGAUUAUUAAUCGAUAGAAUUUUUUGUCUUUAAAGUUAUUGUAGCAAUUUGCCCUUUGAACUGUUUAUAUUUGGACGGAGCGGACAAACAACUUUGUUGAUAAAUUCUGGAUAAACUCAGUUUUUCUUUAGAUGUCUAUUUUUCUAAUAGCUCCCAAGAAUUACUUCAGAUGAAUUUAACGACAUAAUGUUUGUUUGAAGUACAAACGAUUGAUUAUUUUAUUUUUAGCGGCUACUCUUACAUAAGAGUUGUACUUCAAUCAUUGGUAUCUGCGUAUUCAUAAUCAAUAUGUUGCUGUUACAAAUCCGCUCAUUUUUCAAAAUUUAUGCGAAAACAUCUCGUUGAAUGUAUUGUUGAAGUCGUGGUGGUUCAUAGUAUGAUAGUAUAUAUAAAGUGAAACCUCCUCUGAAGAUAAUUCAAGGAAGCAUAAUUCUUUUUUCGCUUAUAGAGGUUCCUCACUAAUUAUAUAGAGGUGCAGUAAAGGUGUGUCUCACUUACAGAAGUCAAUUAAAAAUAUUCUAAACAUACAGGUAUAAACAAGAUAAAUAUAAUUUAUUAGAAUGUUAAAUUUACAAAUCAAGGAAAUAUGUAAUUUGGUUUAUUUAAAGAAACUUCUUACUUAAUUAUUAGUUAUCUGCGUAUGUUUGUCUCAUUCAUGAAUUUUGUCAAGUAUAGACUUAUCAAUAACUGCUUCGUCUCUAAAGCUUCUUCCUUUUUAGAAUUUUUUCGAUUUCUCUACCUAAAAUUUAUGAUUGGUCAUCAUCAUCAUCUUCACUUUCAAUUCCGUCAGUUACACAAUUCUGAAUGAAAUCUUCCCCGAUGAAUUUUCCACCAGUAGCGACAUCGUCGUUAAUCCUUGUAAAAUCAUCGAAAGUUGAUAUUAACUCAAAAUAAGUCAUUUCAUGAGGUACAAGCUUGGCCAAUUCGUCAUCACCGGGUCUAGCUUCAACAUCAAUCUUACUGUCCUCUGACAAAAUGUCUUGUUUAUUGUUACAAAAUCCAGCUUUCUUGAAACAAUUUUUAACGGCAUCACUACUUACUGCAUAUCACUCUCUUCUUGCAAAUUUCAUUGCUAGAAGUAUGUUAAUAUCAACGCUAAUGUUUUUGUUCAAACAUUUAAGAGUAAAAUUAAAAUCUUCUCUACGUUAAAAUCGUUUGAAUGUAGAGUAGAUAGAUCUAAAUGUUGAAAUUUAUCGUGGUAUUAGCAUGUAAGUACCUAACAUUGACGUCAACUAGAAUAGUAUUUCAUUAAAUUAAAUAUUCUGGCAAAUUUGUGGAAAAUAAUUUAAGAAAAGGCAUAUUAAUACUAUUUAGUGAUAUCCGAUAAAUUUAAUGGCUGCUACAGUACAAUAGUGGUAUGUACUGUACUGUAUUUUGAAUGUCUUACCCUAAAAUUACUUUUACUGUACAGUAUUACUUGUGCUACAUUUAAAAACUUUCGCUCCCUUGGUACGCACUUUAUACACACAAUUGUAUGGUUUAAGAUUUAAUAAAAUAAAAUAAACUGCCCUUAUCGGUAUUUAUACGAAUUUUGGUAAUGAUACCGUUUAAUCCGAAAUGGGUCUGGUCUAGGGCUGGGCAAUUAUCAAAAAAUAUAAUCGAUUAUAUAAAAUAAUCAAAAAUAAUCGAUUUAUCGAAAAUAGUCGAUCAAUCCAAAAUAAUCAACUUUCGAUUAUUCGAAAAUCGGAAAUAAAGCUUCAAAAGAACGAUUGUAGUUUGAUUCCUACAAAAAACAAGAUAAAGAGCGAAUAUACCACUAGGAAUAUACAGAAGACAUUAUGGUUUGAUUCCCAAUAAAAACAAACCAAAUAAUGAACCUACAGAAGAUAUUUGGAAGUAAGAUUCUGAUUUUGAAUUAUGUUGAAAUAAUUAUUCAGAAAAUAAUUUUUUUAAUCGUUAAAUUGAUUAUUAUAUUAACGAUUGUACGAAACUUUUUAACGACCUCAAGAUUAUCUUGCCUCAGCCGCAAGCGGUCUCGAUAUUAUUCGAAUAUUUUCGAUUAAGCGGAUUAUCGGUACUCCAGUGUAUCAAGUUUUCAUAAGCCCUCCAAUUAGCUAUUACUGGCUGAAAAGAUUGGGACUCCCAAGGAUUGAGAUUUUGUUUCAAUAGCGGACCAAACUUAAAACGAUAGACUACAUCUAAGGAAAGAGUUCCAAAGAAAGCAAAAAAACCGCGUUUUCUGGCUAAUAAAGUCAUAGCCAUAGUGUUUUGGGAUUCCAUAGUACUUUAUUCAUUACUUGGAAUGAUGCAUAACUAUUUUGAUGAAUAGAGUAUAGUACAAUCACGACAAUAGGCCUGCACAUUCUCCCGCUAUCGUUGUAGAGAAAUUAUGCAAACUGCGUUAAGUUUUAUUGCGUUAUCAACCAUAGUCACCUAAUCUGGAUCCAUCUGAUUACUUUUCUUCCUAAACUUUUAAAAAUGGAUUGGUGAAAAGCGCUUCAUGACAAGUUUAGAGGUGACAGCAGACACAAACGCGUAAAUUACGAACCGCCUAGAAAAUUAUUUUUUGGAUUGUUUGAAAAAUUUGUUGGACUAAUUGUUGGUAGGAGGUAGUUUUUAAUUCUAGUCGGAUAUGUUGGAUAUUAGAUAACAAAAAAAGAUUUCUUAAAAUAUCGAAAGAGCCUUAUAAUGUUGUUUUAGUAUGAAUAUUGUCAAAUAUAUUAGAUUUCCUAUAUAAAAUGUAGUUCUGAACUCCAUUAUUUUCAGGACAAAAGCAAGAAAUUGUAAUUUUGUAAAUUUGUUAUAAAAUGUAUCGAUUUGUAAUAAUUAUAAUAAACAUAUGCCAAUAAAA